AUGCUGUGGUUCCCUUCAGUAUUCGGAAUCUUUAAGGCAGAAACAGAGGAGGCUAAGUCAGAAGCAGUGGAGCAGGCUUUUGCUGGGUUGAAACUUUUGGAGGAGGCUUUUGAGAAAUGCAGCAAAGGAAAGGGUUUCUUUGGUGGUGACACCAUUGGGUACCUGGGCAUUGCCCUUUGGGGCUUCUUGGGAUGGCUCAAGGCAACAGAGAAAAUCAUUGGCAUCGAGCUUCUUGACAAGGCGAAGACACCACUCUUGGUUGGAUGGGCGGAGAGAUUCUGUGCCAAUGAUGCUGUGAAGGGGGUGAUGCCGGAGACCGACAAGCUGGUGGAAUUUGGCAAGAUGCUUCAGGCCAAGUUUAAGGCUGCUCCAGCUCAAUGAAGAAAUGAAGCCUUCAGAUAGGUUGGAAGCAAGCAUGAUCAAGAAUUGCUUAAAGAAGUUUUACUUGUAGAUCAUGGUUUUUGGUCCAUAUAAAACCCAACAACCAUGGGUUGUCUCUAGUUGGGUUUAGGUUUUUGAGUUUGAAACUAGCAGGACUGGUGAU
This is a messenger RNA of Phoenix dactylifera (date palm), 544 nucleotides long. The record is from RefSeq and is a predicted model, not a curated record. NCBI's taxonomy places the organism in Eukaryota, Viridiplantae, Streptophyta, Magnoliopsida, Arecales, Arecaceae.